UUCUUUAUUUAUUUUUUUUCAGUUUAUUUUACACUCUUUUUUAUUAUCCUUCAACUGAUGGUAGCUUCAAUCGGUUGUAAAUCUAAUGACCUGAAAUGGGUAUUAUCUAAAUCGGUUGAUGCAUAGAUUUUCACUAUAAAGUUCUUUUUUUUGGGGGGGCUAAAAAAUGCAAUUUCUUGAAUCUUUUUGUGUGAAUAAUCUUGAAUUCUGUGAUGUUCUUUAGCUGAUCAUUUUUUUUGUUUGUUUUAAUUGAACUGUUGGUAUGGGGGAUUCCUUUGCUUCUUAAUAAAGAAAUUAAGAUGACAAUAACAAUAUUCUUGUUUCUUUAUUGGGUUUAACUUUGUUUUUAGUGCUGUUCUGUGAAUGAAUCCUUUGCUCCAAAUUAGGAUAUCAAUCCUAAACUAUUUUGGAGUUGGUUAUGUGAAUUUUCUAUAUCAAGUUUGCUCCUUUUGAUAAUGUAGUCAAUAUUUUGAGAUUCAUCAUAAAUUAACUAGAUUUACAUUGACUCAAUCUACUGUAGUUAGCAGUGUGAGAUGCUAAGUUCACACAAGUGGAUUUUAAAAUAGGAAUUAAGAAAAUUCUUUUCUGUAAUUCCAUGGACAUAAUAGUGUCCAUUUUAUUUCGUGCAUACUGUUUGGUGUUUUAAAAGUAAGAUUUUUGCAAUUUUGUCGGGUGCUAGGCAGAUGGAUUAUCCCAAAGAAGCUUUUUUUUUUUUUUUAUCAAAUUUAAUCUGAUUUUUGCACGCUCAUAUAUCGGAUUUAAUCUGAAAGCUUUUUCAUUUCAUAUACUGGGGACCUCUGUAAUUCAUCCUUUCUCAUUCAUCUGAAGCUGCAAUUUUGCAAGAAUUAUGUGUCAUUCGAGGCAGACCAUCCAUGUAUAUAUACAUAUCAGUCCUUAUAUCAUAGUUGUUCUUUACCUGUACAGGUGAAAAGCAGCAAUUUUUUUUUUACAAUUUUUUUCUUAAGGUCUUGGUCACGAAGGGCAUCAACUCAUUCAGGGUUUCCUGAAGAGAUAAGGUGCCCAAUUGCAAAUUCCGUAGUUCCUAUUCUAACAAGACUUGGAGGAUUGCCAAUGAAAGGUUUUUGAGUUACGGAUAUUUGAUUGAAGAGAGCAUCAUGGGUGCACUUUGUUGCUGCUUGCGAGAUGAAUGCGAAGAUUUUGCCAAUCCAAACAGCUCAAUAUAUAGGAACUGCAUAUGCCUUCGAUCUUUGGUUCAAAACUUCUUGCACGUGUAUACAUCUUUGUUUCAUAGAGGAGAACAACAUGCCAUUACUUCAUCCCCUCGAGGUACAACAUCUUUGAGUUCUACAGCAUCCCUUGAUAACUCACUAUCUGAUAUGUACCGCUCUCCUCCGAGACCACUUCCUUACGAUGCCGAUCCCAGAUACUUUCGGUUGCAACGAGAUGGACUAGUCUCAAGAAGGGAGAAAGGCUCAAGUCACUCACAUGAGGAAACUGAACCACUACGAAGAAGUGAUAUUGAUGAUGAUGAUUCCGAAUCCCUGAGUAUGGGUAAUAAAUGGAAGGAGAAGUCUGUGUGUGAAGAAGGAUCAAAAGAAUACAAUUCCAAAUCCUUGAAACUCCCAACAGCUAAAACAACUACUGAAUUUACUCAAAUUUGUUACUCUUCAGAAGAUGAAGAUGUCUGCCCGACAUGUCUUGAAGAAUAUACAGAAGAAAACCCAAAAAUAAUGACAAAAUGCUCCCACCAUUUCCACUUGGGUUGCAUAUAUGAGUGGAUGGAGAGAAGUGACAACUGUCCAGUAUGCGGCAAGGUGAUGGUAUUCGAUGAGUCACCAUGAUCUUUGCUCUCAAAAAGCUCCAGUCUUGGAUGAAACCGGCAGGAGAUGAGGGCAAUAACUAAUAAACCAGAAAAGCUAAUGUAAAGUCAUUGUGAAUAUCCGUCCAGCUAAAUGUGUGACCAUACAUCAGUAAAAAUGAAAUUAUUAUUCAAUGUAACUCUUGUUUGGAACUUUCGAGUUCAUACUGAUCAUUGAUGCAACAGAAAGCAGUUUCAAAUCACUUCAUGUAAUCUUCUUCUGAUUUGAUGAAUGGCUUGUAUAGCAUAUUGGUCUUACUUUCAAA
Messenger RNA from Lycium barbarum (goji berry), 2085 nucleotides. RefSeq names its product E3 ubiquitin-protein ligase At3g02290-like. Gene Ontology annotation, molecular function: ubiquitin-protein transferase activity. The transcript is spliced from 4 exons. The coding region runs from base 1116 to 1802 and encodes 228 amino acids. NCBI's taxonomy places the organism in Eukaryota, Viridiplantae, Streptophyta, Magnoliopsida, Solanales, Solanaceae. The record is from RefSeq and is a predicted model, not a curated record.